This is a messenger RNA of Fusarium mangiferae, 1152 nucleotides long. RefSeq lists its product as uncharacterized. The transcript has a single exon. NCBI's taxonomy places the organism in Eukaryota, Fungi, Ascomycota, Sordariomycetes, Hypocreales, Nectriaceae. The record is from RefSeq and is a predicted model, not a curated record. The coding region runs from base 1 to 1152 and encodes 383 amino acids.
AUGAAGGAUUCUGUUCUCUUGACGCGAUAUGCUGAUAGGCUAUCGCUAAGUUACGAAUUGAUUACAGCGACGCAAUCCACCAUUGUCGACGCCGAAAUGUGUCUCGCCAUGGCGUUAUGCUCUGACAUAGAACGCUUGAAGAUACAGAUCUCAGACGAUCAGAUUAUUGGGCAUACGAGGCAUUUCGAACUUCUGUACUCCUUGUUGGACAGCUCUAAGCAUGAAGAAAUCUUCCCGAAGCUGCGAUAUCUUGAUAUCGACAAGACUCAAUGCAUCAAGUUCAGCCUUUGUGAUCCUGAGCCAAUCCUUCUUCUGCGUGGUGCACCCCAUCUCCAGACACUGAUCCUCCAAGGUCCUGGGGGCGAGAGACACGCUAAUCAGAAUAGCGACCCGGGCAUCCAGGAAUUCUGCGCUGGUGUGACGAAUAUUACAGAGCUCCAGAUCCUGGGUUUGCCAUUCUUCACAGGUAAUUGGCAAACUCGUGCACUUGAGCGAAUUCUCGGAGCAGCUCAGAAUCUCAAGACUUUCAAAUUUGUCAAUGAUGGCUAUAGCCGUUGGCAUACUCAGGCUCGCUCUCAAAUCUCGCCAGCACAGUUAAUUGAGUUUCUCAGCACACGAACACAACAGUCGCUGCAGCGCCUCAGUCUGAACUUUGACUGCAAGAUGGUGCCCAGUCAGCGUAACCUUGGGCAACCUGACCCCAUCACGCCCCAGCAGAUCAAGCAGUUGACAAAUAUAAAUACUCUCGAAAUGGAUCACUCAUGCUACUACAGCCACGUGGUCCGACGGAACGGAGAGGAAAUAAUCUUUGAACAAGAAACAUACCUGGUCGAUUUCCUCCCGCAGACAGUUCAAAGUCUGAUCAUCUUCUUCAAUCGAUCGUUGAGGUACGACAUUCUGGAUGAUAUCACGUAUCUAGGCCAACAAACUGUUGCUGGGGACUUUCCGAGCCUGAGGAGGGUUCAGCUUGAUGCUCCUAUUCGAUAUACAAUGCCCGGGAGUAACAGCUGGGAUGAUGAUUGUGAUAAUGAGCAACUGGCGAAACUGUCGUCGGAAAUGGAUGUGCGCAGGGAGGAGUUUCAAAAGGCAUUUGCUGGGUCAGGUGUUGACACGCAGUUUAGGACAUGGUAUAUCUGGGAGGAAGGAUGGUAA